Molecule: messenger RNA, 984 nt
Organism: Penicillium samsonianum
Lineage: Eukaryota; Fungi; Ascomycota; Eurotiomycetes; Eurotiales; Aspergillaceae
Exons: 4
Coding region: 1-984 (327 amino acids)
Source: RefSeq, a predicted model, not a curated record
AUGUCAACUAACCCAUUCAAAGAAAACAUGAUAUGUGACCUUGGCACUAUCAAAGCUCAAUCUCAGCUCCCCAUCUCGAUAUCAACCCCCAUCACCUGCGAGAGUCAGAUGGCGGCCAACACGAAACCAACCAGACCUCGCCGCCGCAGCAGAUCGAAGGUUGUCACGGGUCUUCCCAAGAGCCUUUGUCUACCCCUCUUGUGUGGUCUUGAAAACAUUGCAUCCGUCUUGAUCGUAAGGCAGGAGUCGCCGUGGGAUACCUAUCGGAAAGUCAUUACGUAUGAGGUCGCUGGCAAAGUUACAAUUGCCACACGCCGCACCCGUCCGUCUCGCAUGGUAGCCAUCCGAACCUAUCGAAAAGAAAAUGCUCGAAGAUUAAUCUACAGAUUCGGACGUCUUGAACACAGGAACGUUCUCUCCUUACAUGAAUGCUACAUGCACGAAGAUCUCGCGUUCUUCUUGGUUGACGACUUGCCGCUGACUCUCGCGCAUGUUGUUGCUUUUCCAUCUGUUUAUCCCAGCGAGGCAGAAUUGGGAUCGAUUAUAUGCCAGAUCCUCGACGGUGCCCGCUGUUUAGCUUUAUCUGGUCUUGCGCAUCAAUCUCUGGCCUGUGACGAUAUAUUACUUGGUAUUGACGGGAUCAUCAAGAUAGCGUGUUUGGACCUUUGUGUAGAUUGUACACCAGAUCAAUCCGAAGCCGCAUAUAUUGCGGCCCUUCCGUUGAUUACGAUGCGGCUCAUGCAGAAAUGUGACAAAGAUGAAGGCGUUGUUGGCGUGAAUGAUUUGGAGCGAUGGCCAAUCGAUUCCGCUGCCGUGGGAUUUCUGUCCGCUACCGAGACGGCAGGAACAAUCAAGUCUCUAAGAAAUCAACCCCUCUUGGCGGCGAAGCACCGCCCAAGCGAUGAUCUGGUCGUUCUGGCAAGAGCAGCUCUCCUCUCCAGUAGUGUGAAUUGCAUUUACAAUUCCGAAUUCAAGAACUGUUAA